UCCGUGAACGGUCGAACCAAUGUCCAUUCAUUUCUUUGGCACCACGUUUCGUCAACGGUCCAAAUCCAAGGGAGCAAAUGCGCAGUUCGUUCCCGUUACACUGUUUUUGUUUUUUUAAAGCAUUUCUUCUUCCAUUGCUCACCGCAGUGGGCGGCGCUUAACUUCUGAGUCAAAACCCUAGAGCUGCCCGAAGCAAAACCCUAAAAAGAUUCAGAGCUUGUGUUCCUCAUACGCAAGAAACGAGUGAACUGCAACAGAGGCUCUGAAUCUUCUCUCCAUUCCAUCCAAACAACACCCUAUACUCAGUAUUCUAAAGCUUCACAUCAUAGCAGUUUUCCUUCAAUUCGCGAGGUCCAUCGGUACCUAUCCGAGCUCCUUUCGUUCAAUUUUGAGGUCAAUCGGAACCUAUCCGAGCUCCUCUCUUUCUAAUAAAGAAAAGGCCCCAGCCAUGGAGGAGGUUUGUGAAGGCAAGGAUUUCUCAUUCCCUAAACACGAGGAGAAGAUUGUGGCCUAUUGGGAAGAGAUCAAAGCUUUUGAGACUCAGCUCAAGCUUACAGAGAAUAUGCCUGAAUACAUUUUCUAUGACGGCCCUCCAUUUGCUACUGGUUUACCUCAUUAUGGCCACAUCCUUGCUGGUACUAUCAAGGACAUUGUUACCAGAUACCAGUCGAUGAAUGGCUACCAUGUGACUAGAAGAUUCGGGUGGGAUUGCCAUGGAUUGCCUGUUGAACAUGAGAUCGAUAAAAAGCUUGGAAUUACGAGCAGGAAUGAUGUUUUGGAAAUGGGGAUUGACAAGUAUAAUGAGGAGUGUCGAAGUAUAGUUACUCGCUAUGUGGGAGAGUGGGAGAAGGUGGUUUCAAGGACUGGAAGAUGGAUUGAUUUCAAGAAUGAUUACAAAACAAUGGAUUUGGAAUUUAUGGAGACAGUUUGGUGGAUAUUUGCUCAGCUUUGGGAGAAGGAUCUGGUAUAUAGGGGUUUCAAGGUUAUGCCCUACAGCACUGGGUGCAAAACACCACUUUCAAACUUUGAAUGUGGGUUGAACUAUAAGAAUGUUCAUGAUCCAUCAUUAAUGGUGGCUUUUCCGGUAAUUGGCGAUCCUGAUAAAGCAGCUAUUGUGGCAUGGACCACUACACCUUGGACUCUACCAAGUAACCUUUGCGUUUGUGUCAAUGCAAAUCUGACCUAUGUAAAGGUUAGAGACAAGUUCACAGGCUCGACCUACAUUGUUGCAGAAUCUCGACUGUCUGAGCUACCCAGCAAGAAGUCUAACGCAGGUUUACCAAAUGGAUCGGUGCAAAUUGCAGACUGGAGUCCUUUUGAGUUGCUUGGAAAAUUCCCUGGAGCUUCACUUGUUGGUUUAAAGUAUGUUCCAUUGUUUGACUACUUUUCGGAGCUAUCUGAUGUGGCGUUCAGGGUUGUCUCUGAUAAUUAUGUGACUGACGAUAGUGGAACUGGUAUUGUCCACUGUGCUCCUGCAUUUGGAGAGGACGAUUAUCGAGUUUGCAUUAACUCGAGUAUAAUCCAUAAGGAUGAUGAUCUUGUCGUUGCAGUUGAUGGAGAUGGGUGCUUCAUUGAUAAAAUAACCGAUUUUAAGGGGCGUUAUGUUAAGGAUGCUGAUAAGGAUAUUGUCGCUGCAGUGAAGGCAAAAGGGAGGCUUGUCAAUUCUGGAAGCAUCGAGCAUUCUUACCCAUUUUGUUGGAGAUCAGACACUCCUCUGCUCUACAGAGCUGUUCCUAGCUGGUAUGUUGCAGUUGAAAAGAUUAUAGACCAAUUGCUAGAAUGCAAUAAACAAACAUAUUGGGUCCCCGACUAUGUUAAGGAUAAGCGUUUCCACAAUUGGCUUGAAAAUGCAAGGGACUGGGCUAUAAGCCGAAGUAGAUUUUGGGGAACUCCUCUUCCGAUAUGGAUAAGUGAGGAUGGGGAAGAAAAACUGGUUAUUGAUUCUGUAAAGAAGCUUGAGGAUCUGUCUGGUCUCAAGGUAACUGAUCUGCAUCGGCACAAUAUUGACCAUAUAACUAUCCCAUCUAAGCGUGGCCCAGAAUUUGGUGUUCUUCGACGUGUUGAUGAUGUUUUUGAUUGCUGGUUUGAAAGUGGUUCCAUGCCUUAUGGUUAUAUCCACUAUCCUUUCGAGAAUGCCGAACUCUUUGAAAACAAUUUCCCUGGACAGUUUGUGGCUGAGGGACUUGAUCAAACUCGUGGAUGGUUUUACACUAUGAUGGUUCUGUCAACGGCCUUAUUUGGAAAGCCUGCCUUCCGUAACCUUAUAUGCAAUGGCCUUGUUUUAGCUGGAGAUGGAAAGAAGAUGAGCAAAAGAUUGAAAAAUUACCCUUCCCCUAUGGAAGUUAUUGAUGAUUAUGGGGCUGAUGCCUUAAGACUAUACCUCAUCAAUUCACCAGUUGUGCGUGCAGAACCUUUGCGAUUCAAGAAGGAUGGAGUAUAUGGUGUUGUAAAAGAUGUCUUCCUUCCAUGGUACAAUGCAUAUAGGUUUCUUGUUCAGAAUGCGAAGAGGCUUGAGAUUGAAGGUCUUGCACCAUUUGCACCCUUUGAUCAAGCUACUCUUCAGAUGUCAUCGAAUGUACUUGAUCAGUGGAUCAACUCAGCAACUGGGAGUCUUGUUUCCUUUGUUCGGCAAGAAAUGGAUGCAUAUCGUUUGUACACUGUUGUUCCCUACCUCCUCAAAUUUAUUGACAACCUGACAAAUAUAUAUGUCCGCUUUAACCGCAAUAGAUUAAAAGGCCGCACUGGAGAAGAGGACUGCAGAAUGGCAUUAUCAACUCUGUACCAUGUGCUUUUGACCACAUGCAAGGUAAUGGCUCCAUUCACUCCCUUCUUCACGGAAGUUCUUUAUCAGAAUUUGCGCAGAGUUAGCAGUGAAUCUGAGGAAAGCAUUCAUCAUUGUAGUUUGCCUAAAGCUGGAGGACAGAUUGAGGAACGCAUUGAACUAAGUGUGACAAGGAUGAUGACUGUUAUUGAUCUAGCCCGUAACAUAAGGGAACGCCACAAGCAGCCUCUGAAAACACCCCUGAAGGAGAUGAUUGUUGUUCAUCCUGAUAUGGGAUUUCUUGAAGACAUUGCUGGGAAACUUAGAGAGUAUGUGUCUGAGGAGCUCAAUAUAAGGUCCAUUGUACCAUGCAAUGAUCCUUUGAAGUAUGCGUCAUUACGUGCAGAGCCUGAGUUCAGUGUUCUAGGCAAACGACUCGGAAAAGCCAUGGGCUCUGUAGCCAAGGAAAUCAAGGCAAUGUCUCAGGCUGACAUUCUGUCUUUGGAAAAAUCUGGUGAAGUAACUAUUUCAGGUCACCUGUUGCAGCUUAGUGACAUAAAGGUAGUUCGGCAAUUCAAACGUCCUGCUAAUGUACCGGAGAAGGACAUUGAUGCAGUUGGGGAUGGGGAUGUUUUGGUUGUUUUGGAUCUACGUCCUGAUGAUUCAUUGGUGGAAGCUGGAGUCGCUCGAGAGGUUGUUAAUAGGAUCCAAAAGCUACGCAAGAAAGCAGGGUUGGAACCUACUGAUAUGGUAGAAGUGUACUUUGAGUUAUGUGAUGGGGAUAAAUCCUUUUUAGAACGUGUUCUAAGUUCACAGGGGCCUUAUAUCAAGGGGGUUCUUGGCUCGCCUUUGCUACCUUCUGCUUUCACUCCUGAGGAUGCAGUCAUACUUUGUACGGAGAGAGUGUGUGGACUUUCUGGAAUGACCUUCAUAAUCAGCCUAUCGAGGCCCACACUAGCAUUCAAUGCUUCUGCUCUUCUCGCAUUAUGUUCAGGAAAUGAGAGUCAUGUUGAAGGUUUAAGAACAUACCUGUUGUCGAGGGACCACCUAAAUUUGAAGUCUGAAUUUCAUUCUCAAAAUGGCCUGUUGAAAGUUGAUUGCCUUGAGGGCAUACCUAAUGUGGAGUUGGUCUUAGGAGAACAUAUCUUCCUAACUGUGGGUGAUUGUUAUUUGAGCACAAGAAGAGAUUGAGUUUAUCCAAGGAGAGCAAUUAUUUUUCGCAGUCUUUUUUAUUUUGGAAUUUCUUAUUUAUAUAUAUGAAAUGCUUAUGUAUUUGAAUUCCACAGUGCUCAAGAUAGACUUGUGAAAGUGUUCUCGUAAUAUUGUGCUUUUCUUUUCUUUUCUUUUUUCUUUCAUUUAUGUUUGUUUCUUGUAGAAUGAGGAACUCAAUGUGAAACCUCCUUUCAUUUUUUAUAGAAUUCAAAUGCUAUUUGUUUC
This is a messenger RNA of Amborella trichopoda, 4198 nucleotides long. Its product is annotated as tRNA synthetase class I (I, L, M and V) family protein. Gene Ontology annotation, molecular function: aminoacyl-tRNA deacylase activity; tRNA binding; ATP binding. Gene Ontology annotation, biological process: isoleucyl-tRNA aminoacylation. Lineage: Eukaryota; Viridiplantae; Streptophyta; Magnoliopsida; Amborellales; Amborellaceae. The record is from RefSeq and is a predicted model, not a curated record.